UAAACGGUCGCAAGGGCAACUGAGAGCAGCCCCCAUUUCUACUUGCCUUCCUCCUCUCCCCCCCGAGUCUCAGAUACUCCUCUCUCUCUAUCUCUCUCUUUCUCUUUCUCUCUCGUGGAGAUGGGAGCUGGCAAGGCCUUGUCCUAUGAGGAGAUGCGCCAGAAGAAGCUGGAGGAGAACAAGAGGAAGCUGGAGGAGCUAAACCUGAGCCAUCUCUCUUUGGUCCUGCGAGAGGCCACCAGCCCCAAGACCACCCCGACUAAGCAGACAAAGCGAAAGGUGCCGCAAGAAGGGGGCUUGGUGGCUGUAAGGAGGUCGGAUCGUCUCGCCAACCUUCCACAGCAGCCCACCUAUCGUGAAGUUGCUUCAGAUAUCGUGGAGAGGCCUAGAAGAAGUUUCAAGCGUAGAUGUUUAGCAGAUCGAGUGUAUGCCUCAGAUGAAGCUAGGUUGUAUGCUCAGACAAAAGCAGAAGAACUUGAAUCACAACUUGAUCCAAAAUUUCCCACCUUUGUCAAGCCUAUGCUCCAAUCCCAUGUUACUGGGGGCUUUUGGCUGGGUCUUCCUAGGCAUUUCUGUACCAAGCAUUUGCCAAGAAAAGAUACGAUGAUGACCUUGGUUGAUGAAAAUGGUGAUGAAUUCAAAUCUCUUUACCUUGCCCCCAAGAAUGGAUUGAGUGGUGGAUGGAGAGGUUUUUCGAUUUAUCAUGAGUUAGUUGAUGGUGAUGCACUUAUUUUCCAGUUGAUCAAGCCUACAACAUUCAAGGUUUACAUAAUCAGAGCAAGUGGCUACGAUCAGAGUUGAUGCGAACAAGUUUCGUUCAUGACUAGAGAAAAUGCCAACAAUGCAGGCAAAUGAUGAUACCGAGAUGGUGGUAACACAAAAGCAGUUCAUGGUUUCAAUCCGGCUAACGUAUAGAACCUUACUGCAAGACAGGCAUUGCUUGUUCGUUGUUUUU
Messenger RNA from Elaeis guineensis (African oil palm), 955 nucleotides. RefSeq names its product B3 domain-containing protein Os06g0194400. Lineage: Eukaryota; Viridiplantae; Streptophyta; Magnoliopsida; Arecales; Arecaceae. Gene Ontology annotation, molecular function: DNA binding. The record is from RefSeq and is a predicted model, not a curated record.